Messenger RNA from Triticum aestivum (bread wheat), 1908 nucleotides. RefSeq lists its product as uncharacterized. Lineage: Eukaryota; Viridiplantae; Streptophyta; Magnoliopsida; Poales; Poaceae. The transcript has a single exon. The coding region runs from base 317 to 1654 and encodes 445 amino acids. The record is from RefSeq and is a predicted model, not a curated record.
UCUAUGAGCGAGACUGUCUAGAUAUACUGAUCGAAGAACUCCGCGAGCGGUCUAAGAGAGAGGUCUCGAGUUCGUGUACCCGUGAUUUUUUUGGUGAGAAACAACAAAGUGAGCGUUUGGGAGAAAAACAGUUACAGCGAACCACUUCAGCCGAUCUACGUAGUGUUGGACCUGCGCCAAGACCCGUGUGACUGUUGGGAAGGCGUUCGUCAGGAUUGAGCUGCUGAAGAAGGUUCGCUGGAUAACAUUUCCCUAAUAUAAAUAUUUUGUAUCACCCGGCAGCACUUGGGCGUGCCAACCACACGCUUAAGCUAGGAUGGGCGAUGUCCGGAUCGUGUCCCGGCGCAUGGUCCGCCCGGAGCCAAGCAACCGCCGGCCGCCGGAGCAUCAGCCGGAGACCAUCCACCUGACGCCGUGGGAUCUUCGGAUGCUGGCCGUGGACUACAUCCAGAAGGGCGUGCUCCUGCCCAAGCCCCUCGCCGCCACCACCCAAGGACAGGGACGCAACGUCCCCGUCGUGGACCGCCUCUCGUCGUCCUUUGCGAGCGCCCUGGGCCGCUUCUACCACCUCGCCGGCCGCCUCGCCGUCAACGACGACGGGGCCGGAGCCGGCCAAACCAUCUCGCUCCGGUGCAGCGACGAGGGCGCCGAGUUCGUGCACGCCGUGGCGCCGGGUGUCACCGUCGCGGACAUCACCGCCCCGCUAUGCAUCCCGCGGGUGGUCUGGUCCUUCUUCCCGCUCAACGGGGUGCUCGUCGCGGAGGCCGCCACGGGCUCCCGCCCGGUGCUGGCCGCGCAGGUCACCGACCUCGACGACGGCGUCUUCGUUGCCAUGUCGCUCAACCACGGGGUGGCCGACGGGACCACCUUCUGGCAUCUGUUCAACACUUGGUCGGAGAUCAACCGGCGCAGUGUCGACGGCGGCUACGACUGCGAGAUCUCCUCGCCGUUGCCGGUGUUCGAGAGGUGGUUCCCGAACGGCUGCGCCGUCCCCAUCCCUGUACCCUUGGGCAAGCUGGACGACAUCGUGGGGCAGCGUCGACGUGCAUAUGGCCAGCGCCCGCCGGUGCUGGAAUGCUUCGUGCGUUUCUCCGGGGAGAGCGUGAAAAAUCUCGUGUCGAAGGCGAACGCCGAGAUGUCAGGAUCUGGCACCACCAUCUCCUCGCUGCAGGCCAUGCUCGCUCACCUGUGGCGCGCGGUGUGCCGCGCCAGGAGGCUGGCGCCAGAGCAGGACACGCGGUACGUCCUCCUCGUCGGAUGCCGGGGCCGCGUGGACGGCGUGCCGGCGGCCUACUCUGGCAGCGCAGUCUCGCACGUCGCGGCCGAUUCCACCGCCGGCGAGAUCCUCGAGAAAGGGCUGGGCCGCGCGGCGUGGUUGCUGAACAGGGCCGUGGCGUCGUUCGACGGGGCGCGCGAGAGGGGGAAGCUCGCGGCCUGGGCCCGGGAGCCCAGCUUCGCGUUGCCGCCGGCGCUCGCGCGGGGCGCCGAAGCUCCUGCGCUGCUGUUGACGGGGAGCUCGCCGCGGUUCGACGUGUACGGCAACGACUUCGGGUGGGGCGCACCGGUGGCGGUGCGGAGCGGCGGGGGGAGCAAGCUGGCCGGGAAGGCGACGGUGUACGAGGGCGGGUGCGGCGCCGGGAGCAUGGCGCUGUAGGUGUGCCUCGCCCCGGAGGCGCUCGCCAGGCUCGUCGCCGACCAGGAGUUCAUGAGCGCCACCGUGCCAUGAUCUCCGGUCCCCGGCCGGCCGGCCGACAGAUGUGCAUGUGAUCUUCUGUUCUUUUCAACCUGCAGCUUUCAGUAUUGUACUGCUCAUGUAAUUGAUGUUGGCCGCAGCAACUUUCCCUACAGCUGGGACCUGGGGUGUUUUCUUUUUUCAGUUUGACUAAUUCACAUCUAGAUGUUUUUAAA